Microdochium trichocladiopsis is the source of this 2125-nucleotide messenger RNA. RefSeq lists its product as uncharacterized. The transcript has a single exon. Bases 164 to 1981 code for a protein of 605 amino acids. Lineage: Eukaryota; Fungi; Ascomycota; Sordariomycetes; Xylariales; Microdochiaceae. The record is from RefSeq and is a predicted model, not a curated record.
GUAUCUCGUUUCUUCCCUCACCGAAGUCGAAGUGUCGCAAUGAGAAGGACCUUGGCCAUGAGCGUCGCGCGACAAAUGGUUCUUAUAUAUCUCAUAGCCAUAAUCUCGGCAGUGGUGAUGGUCGCCCUAACUUGAUCAAAGGUUCGUAGUGCUCAGGUCGCACAUGUGCUCAGUUUUCUCCGGCCCUGACAAAUAUGCAGAUGCUGCAGAGCACAGCGAUUGGCAUGCUAGCUUGACCUCGAAGCGAGCCCUAAAAAAGGAAGGUUAUGAAUCAGAAGAUCUGCUGUAUAUCCACGAAAAGCGACGACGGCUCUUGCAGACGGGAGACUGGACAGGUGUCAACAGACAAAUACCCGUCGCGGUUGAUUUUGAACGCAGUCCCGCGAGAAACCGAAUUCCCGGAUGGAACAAAAAGGUCAGCUCGCCACAAGCUGUUGGUAUUUUGAGGGCCAGCGAUGGUUUGAACGCAGCAACCAGAUAUCGUGGAUUUCCCCAAAGUGGCCUGCAUCCUCCAAGCGAAUCUUCCUACAGAAUACACAUUGGAAGUCAUCAAGCACAACGGCAGUACGCGCCUGUGCUUGAAAAUGAUACCCAGCAACUCCAGGCUCCGUCAUGUUCUUCAACGAGUGGUGCCUCGCGGCGGAGCUCCAGCUGCGUCAGCUCCUUAUAUGGUUGUCGUCAGCAUCGACUGCCAGGAGCCGAGAAGCCCGAACAGACGACGGCCUCCGCCAGACGCCAGCCACAAGAAGCAGAUCUUGGACAACAAGGCGGCUCUUGUCGCUACUCGGCAAGCACACGACAGUCACGCGACUCCAGUUUGGAAGGUCAUCUGCCUCACAUUACUUACUCUUCCUCGGUCAUCCACGUCCCGGUCCCUCAUCGCCAUGCAAGAAGAUUCGAUGCCGUCCUAGAUUGGUCUCCCACAAAGUCAGAUAACGCUCCAAGUAGCGUGGAGGUAGAGAUCGGCGACCACGGCAGACGGAUGGUGACUCAUAAGCAGCAGGCAAAUGAAGCGAGUUGGAGGAGCUGGCUUGAUCCCUCGAGUUGUUCCCCUUCCUCGGCAUCGCCGUCACUGCCACCGCACAUCUCAAUUAGCCCCGGAAUUAGUGAGCUACCUUCACUCAUGGCACUUGAAUUGCCCGAAUUCGAUUCCUUCUGCGUUGAGAAAUCCAGGAAUCGGGAGACAUUUGCGCAGCCAAAGAAUGACAGGCGCGUCCCUGACCAACGGAUGCCCGAGACAAUCCCAACAAAUGCUAGUAUCACAGCCGUUGCAAACAAUGAUGCAACAGUUCUCCUCGACUUUGCAAUCGAGCAACGGAGAUUGACGAAAGGACAAGAACAGAAAGUAAAGGCCCUCACCAAGCAGGAAAGAGACGAUUUAGACAAUCGCAAGUGGAUGGGCUUCUUAUUCGAUGGCGAUGAAAACAGCAGUGACAUUGUGAACAACGCGCUCGACGAAGCCACUUUCCGAGCCGCCCAAGUGGCUAGCCGGAGGGACCAAGUCUCUCCAAAGACUCCUGCGAAGGCGCCGGUCAACAACCCAUUCCACGAAACGAGCUCACUCGCGACGUGUGGAACAAAGAAGAGGCAGACUGUUCCGGUGAUGAAAUGGGAGAGUGAAGCCUGUGACGCUUUGAGCCCUCAACUCCAUCAUUCUUCUCUUGCCGCGAUGCCUCAUAGUCUGCCAUCAUCGCCUGAGCCUGACCAAUCGAGUCAUGAGAAUGUGAGCAUGGCGGAAAACGCCACUUCCACCGAGGACAAACUAACGCCGAAGCCAUUGUUCACAAUGCCGUCGACUUUUGUGGGCAAGCUCGCAGUAUCAGGAUGCGGACCGGGGCCGGCUUUGCACAAAUCGUGCCUACCGCUCUUGUCAUCUACGUGCGGAGCCAAAAGAGGACGCCGCAAGAGAAAGGCCCUGGACGGCAGGCCCGAGAUCCGCAAUCUUCCCGACUUUGACGGUGAUCCGAUUGAAGAAUCGUGAACUUUAGAAGGUGUGAACAUUGACACCAUGGGCAUGCAAAUGUGGUUUUCUCGGUAUUUGCAAAGGCCUGCAACUUUUGCAGAGCAAAUAUUCGCUUGAUUUCUGUUUUAAACACAACAUGUCCUUGGUACUCUUGCCAACUUG